Molecule: messenger RNA, 1766 nt
Organism: Drosophila virilis
Lineage: Eukaryota; Metazoa; Arthropoda; Insecta; Diptera; Drosophilidae
Product: probable transcriptional regulatory protein Cagg_2594
Cellular component (GO): mitochondrion
Source: RefSeq, a predicted model, not a curated record
AAGAGGUCUACGAUUGAAAUUGUUUAAAAAUAUAACCAUGCAUAACUAACAUACAUUAUAGUCUCGUGCAACCAGUAAUUAAAAAAUUGUGGAUGUGCACAGAUCUCAGCAUGCAAUUACAUUCAAUUGGCAACUGGGGUCAAACAAAAGACCGCAAAAAUCGGCGCACAGAAAGUCAAGCAAGUCACGUGUAGAGCACCAAAAAUUGAUGCGAGCGCGAUGCAUGAGCAGAUAAUGCACUUGGCAGGCAGAUACACAUGUACAUCUCUACAUAUUUGGCGAUUCUCUCCGCACACAUGUGCAUGUUUGGGUGUGUGUAUAUUCGUAGAUGUUAUCUACUGAUCUAGCAUCAGUGCGGUUGCCUAUGCGUUAUCUGCCUUUGAAUGUCGCUCAGUCAGUUAACUGUUUUCUCGCUCAAUUAACUGUUCGCUGAUUUUUAUCCACUUUGCGUCUGCGCAGACAAAUUCAGUUUUAGUUAAACGACAGCAGUCGAGUUGAGCUGUGUGAAAAUAUUAGAACGAAAUUUAUCGCGUAAAUGGAAAAUCAAUUAACAAUUGUUACUACAAUGUUGCAAAAUCUGAGUCGGUACAGAAAUCAAAAUAUUAAGUGUUAUAUGGGCUCUUAAUUUAAAGCUAAGCUGAGUCCCAUUUAUCGAUUAGCCUCUACUUAACAUAACCGCCCUGUACAAUCGGCACGAACUAUCGUAGAGGCAUGUGUGUUUUGAGUUUCCUUUAAUUUUGUUGUUGUGAAUGUUUCAUAUAAAGAUGUUACGACAUUGUAGCCGAAUCGGAAUUGAAUAUUUUCAAUUAAAUUUUAAUAAAUGUUCGGUCCGUCACAUGGCUGGUCAUUCAAAGUGGGCCAAUAUAAAACAUAUAAAAGCCCAGAAGGACGGAUUGCGUGCAGCUCUGUUCACAAAGAUUGCUAGACAACUGCGAUUGGCUGUGCAGGAAGGUAAAUCUGCGGAUCCUGCUGUGAACUCUCUCCUACGAUCAGAAAUAGAUAAUGCGCUGAAAAAGAAUAUGCCAAUCGGAACAAUACAAAACACAAUAAAGAAAUGCCAGCAUAACAAGGCACAAUUGAAAAAACAUCGACUCGACAUAAGAUUCAAAAGAAAUGUUUAUAUGAUUUGUACCAUAUAUACUGACAAUAUGGCUGCCGUUAAAAUGGAUGCAACCGCAAUGAUAAAAAAGGCUGGUGGUUCAUUUGUGGAUGUGAGCCAUAUGUUUCAAGAUUUUGGUCUUAUCGAAACUCGUUACACUUCAGAGUUAGACAAAAAUCAGCCCAGCUUAGAAGAAAAAGUAACUGAAGAUGCCAUUCAGUUUGGAGCAGAAGACGUCGAAAUUGUUGAUGUAACAAAUGCUGCAGUGAAUUUUUUUUGCAGUCCUGUUCUUUUGAGUGGCCUAAGCAGGACAUUGGAGCAAAAUGGAUACAGCAUUGAAAAUAGCGAACAUGUAUUUACGCCAAACAACCUUGUGUUGCUAGCUGAAGAUGAGCAGAAAGCAUAUGAUGCAUUUGUACAAAAACUACGGCUUGUUCCUGGCCUGGAAGACAUUUAUGACAACGUGGAGUAAAGUCAAAGCAUAUUUAAAUAUAUAUAUAUAUAUAUGUGUAUAUAUGUACUUGCAAAUAUUCUAUUUUAUAUCAUGUGUAUUAAAAGAUGGGUUAGAAAUAUGUUAUAAAUUUAAAAACUAUUUAAAUUUAUUGAGCCUACUGAUAAUAUAACAACAUUUAUGCAAUAAAAUCUUUGUCAAAUGCUCUUUACGAUA